Molecule: messenger RNA, 2190 nt
Organism: Cynocephalus volans (Philippine flying lemur)
Lineage: Eukaryota; Metazoa; Chordata; Mammalia; Dermoptera; Cynocephalidae
Gene: TMC8
Product: transmembrane channel like 8
Exons: 15
Coding region: 1-2190 (729 amino acids)
Cellular component (GO): plasma membrane
Molecular function (GO): mechanosensitive monoatomic ion channel activity
Source: RefSeq, a predicted model, not a curated record
AUGCUGCGCCAGUGGUCAGUGCAGUCCGGGCAGGCCCCCGGGGAGCUGGGUCUGGAGCCAGCGGGCGAGCUGUGGGAGCAGGAGAUGGACCGGCUGCGCUCGUCCCGGGAGCCGCUGCGGGCCCUGCCCUACGCCAUGGUGGACAAGCGCUUCAUCCGGCAGCUGCGGGAGCCCAAGGGGGUGAAGACCUCGUGCUGGCAGCGGUGGCAGCGCAGGCGGCAGAUGGCAGGCCGACGUCUGGGGGAGGCGGCGCAGCGGCUGGCCCGGGGCUUUGGGCUCUGGGAGGGGGCUCUCUACGAAAUAGGGGGCCUCUUCGGCACAGGAAUCCAGUCCUACUUCACCUUCCUUCGCUUCCUGCUGCUACUCAACCUGCUGACUCUGCUGCUGACCACCAGCUUGGUGCUGCUGCCCCUGGCCUGGCUCCGCCCCCCCGACCCAGGCCCCGCCCUUAACUUGACCCUCCAGUGCCCUGGUGGCCACCAGCCCCAGACUGGCGUUCCAAAGUUCCAUAAUCAGCUUUGGAAUGUUUUAACUGGCAAGGCCUUCAACAACACCUACCUCUUCUAUGGCACAUACCGGGCAGGGCCGGAGAGCAGCUCAGCAUACAGCAUCCGCCUGGCCUACCUCCUUAGCCCGCUGGCCUGCCUGCUCCUCUGCUUCUGUGGGACUCUGCGGCGGAUGAUGAAGGGGCUGCCACGGAAGCCAUUCCUGGGCCAAGACUACGGGGUGCCCCUCAGCUCCAAGGUCUUCUCCUCCUGGGACUUCUGCAUCCAUGUGCAGGAAGCGGCCAUCAUCAAGAAGCAUGAGAUCAGCAACGAGUUCAAGGUGGAGCUGGAGGAGGGACGCCGCUUGCAGCUGGCACAGCAGCAGUCCCGGGCCCAGAAGGCCUGCCACCUGCUCACCUACCUGCGGGUCAACAUCCUCAUUGGGGUCCUGGUGGUCGGGGCCAUCAGCGCCAUCUUCUGGGCCACCAAGUACUCGCAGGACAAUAAGGAGGAGUCCCUGUUUGUACUGCUCCAGUACCUGCCUCCAGGGGUCAUCGCCCUGGUCAACUUCCUGGGAGCCCUGCUGUUUGCAUUCCUGGUCCAGCUGGAGAACUUUCCUCCCAACACUGAGGUCAACCUCACCCUUAUCUGGUGCGUGGUGCUGAAGCUGACCAGCCUGGGGAUGUACUCCUUCUCACUGGGUCAGACCAUGCUGUGCAUCGGCAGAAACAAGACCAGCUGUGAGUCCCACGGCUACAACGCAUGUGACUACCAGUGCUGGGAGAACUCGGUGGGGGAGGAGCUGUACAAGCUGAGCCUCUUCAACUUCCUCCUGACGGUGGCCUCCUCCUUCCUCGUUAGCCUGCCUCGGAGGCUGCUGGUGGAGCGGUUCUCAGGACGGUUCUGGUCCUGGCUGGACCGGGAGGAGUUCCUGGUGCCCAAGAACGUGUUGGACAUUGUGGCGGCGCAGACGGUCACCUGGAUGGGCCUCUUCUACUGCCCCCUGCUGCCCCUGCUCAACAGCGUCUUCAUUUUCCUCACCUUCUACAUCAAGAAGUACACCCUCCUGAGUAACUCCAGGGCGUCCCGGCGGCUCUUCCGGGCCUCCAGCUCCACCUUCUUCUUCCAACUGGUGCUCCUCCUGGGCCUGCUCCUGGCUGCGGUGCCUCUGGGCUAUGUGGUCAGCAGCAUCCACUCCUCCUGGGACUGUGGCCUCUUCACCAACUACUCGGCCCCCUGGCAGGUGGUUUCAGAGCUGGUGGCCCUCCGGCUCCCACCCACCAGCCAGCGUGCCCUCCACUACCUCGGCUCCCACGCCUUCAGCCUCCCCCUCCUCAUCCUGCUCAGCCUUGUCCUGACCGUGUGCGUCUCGCAGUCCCAGGCCAAUGCGAGGGCCAUCCAUGCGCUCCGGAAGCAGCUGGUGUGGCAGGUCCAGGAGAAGUGGCACCUGGUGGAGGACCUGUCGCGGCUGCUGCCGGAGCCAGGCCCAAGCAAAUCUCCGGGGCUCGACUCCCCUCACUCCCGAGCUUCGCGCCCGCGGUCCUUCUGCCCCGGAUUCCCGUGCCCAGGCUCCCCGGGCCCCAGGUCCCCCCGCCCGGGACCCUCCCUCGUUGAUUCCCCCGGGAUGCGCUCCCCGGGUCCCGGACCGCACGGUGCCCCGGUCCCCGCCUGCAGAUUCCGCUUCCCCAGCGGCACGGAACUGUAG